This is a messenger RNA of Macrosiphum euphorbiae (potato aphid), 1692 nucleotides long. The record is from the annotation of a GenBank genome assembly. NCBI's taxonomy places the organism in Eukaryota, Metazoa, Arthropoda, Insecta, Hemiptera, Aphididae.
AUGGAAGACGAUCCGUUUUUAGCACGUUACACUUACGAUUUAUCUCCAGAAUUAAUCACCUGUUUGAACGACAAACCUCCACUCGAAGAGGAAACUGUUCUAGAAUGGCCCGAGCUGGGCAAACUUAUAUUCAAAAAACCAAAACUAACUUUGGUCGAAGACCGUCGCGUCAAGGCGUUGGAAGAAACUCGACCGUUUGCCAAGCUGCCCGAAGUACCUGUAGUUGUGGACAGUGUUAAAAAAUUGGUUUUGCACAAGCAACUUGCAUCAAAUUUGAAAAACGUCACUAAAUUCCAAUUAGAACUGUUGUCAAUAAUUACUAAGUACCAUGAUUUCAGUUACACAGAAAGAAAUUUUGAUAACGCUGAAGAAUUGCGGUAUUGUUACUGUAUUCAUGCCAUUAAUCAUGUACUUAAGAGUCGAGACAUUGUUGUUGAAAAUAACGAUAAACAAGAUGGCGAUGAAGAUGAGUUGCGUGAUCAGGGUCUUACCAGACCAAAAGUAUUAAUUUUAGUCCCGUUUAAAGAUUCGGCAUAUCGAAUUAUAAACAUGAUGAUAUCUCUUUUGUCUCCCAAAGAAAAUUUCAAUGUAGUGCAUAAAAACAGAUUUGUAGAAGAAUUCACCGGUGGUGAAUUGACGUUACCUAGAAAAAAUCCUAAACCAGAAGACUUUGAGAAAACAUUUGUCGGAAACGUUGAUGAUGCAUUUAGAAUUGGCAUGGCAGUCACUAAAAGUAGUUUGAAAUUGUACGAAAAUUUUUAUAACUCUGACAUAAUAAUAGCAUCACCACUUGGCUUGCGUAUGAUUAUUGGUGCUGAAGGAGAGUCAUCUAGAGAUUACGAUUUUCUGUCAUCUGUGGAAGUGCUGAUGUUUGAUCAGUCUGAAAUAUUUUUGAUGCAAAAUUGGGACCAUGUGUUACACAUCAUGAAUCAUUUUCACCUACAGCCAAAGGAGGCACAUGGUACAGAUUUACAGAGAGUGCGUAACUGGUCAAUCAACGGCUUGUCUAAACAUUAUCGACAAACAAUAUUAUUCUCAUCUUGUAAAUUACCUAAUUUGAUGGCCAUAUUAAAGAAUAGAUGUACAAGUUAUGGUGGCUCAGUCAGCGUAGUGAAUCCAAUCGUAACCGGUACUAUAAGCCAUGUCGUUUGCAGUCUUAAACAAUUUUACCAUAAACUGAAUUCAAAAACGCCAACUGAAUCUAUUAAACAGAGAUUUGAAUAUUUUAUAAAUAAAAUACUUACCCAACUUCAAGCCUCAAGUGAAAAACAUGUGUUAGUCUAUGUUCCUUCUUAUUUUGAUUUUGUGUGUAUUAGAAAUUAUUUGAAAACGGAAGAUUACAGUUUUGUACAAAUUAGUGAGUACACCAAACCAGGAAAAGUGGCCAGAGCUCGAGAUUUGUUUUAUCAUGGCGAAUGUCAAAUUCUGCUGUAUUCUGAGCGUUUUCAUUUUUAUAACAGAACUAAAAUUCGUGGUAUUGAAAACAUUAUUUUUUAUCAACUACCCACGAUCGCCGGGUUCUACAGUGAGCUUUGUAAUUCAAUCAUAGACAACGAUGGCUGUACACGAAACAUUACAGCACUCUACUCGCAUUAUGACGCGUGUGUGUUGACUUCAAUAGUUGGAACUCAAAGAGCUAAAUACAUGUUGACUUCAGAGCAAAAAAUACAUAUGUUCCAUUCAGGCACAUAA